Stegodyphus dumicola is the source of this 7697-nucleotide messenger RNA. RefSeq lists its product as uncharacterized. Gene Ontology annotation, biological process: signal transduction. The record is from RefSeq and is a predicted model, not a curated record. NCBI's taxonomy places the organism in Eukaryota, Metazoa, Arthropoda, Arachnida, Araneae, Eresidae.
UCGAACAGGGCGUUGAUGUGCGAGUCGGCCGUCGCAAUGUAUCAUUAUGUUGGAUUGAUUAUUAAUCUGGCAGUGAUUUUUGUUUCAAGAUACAUGUGAAUGUGGACUGAGACAGUAUAGUGAUUAGUCCUGGAUUAUAAGAUUCUCUGUUAUUUAUGUAAAUAUAACCCUGAAAUCUGCUCCAGUUUAAUGAGCAGAAAUGGCGCCCUUUUUGCUUUGCACGCAUGCGCGGAGUCUUGCGAUAUUGGCUGCUGUAAUAUUUUGCAGAACUAUUGAAUGGAGCUUGAAAUAUGUGUUGUUUAUUUCUCCGUAUAUUUAAAUUUCGUAACGUAUACAACCGUCGGGGUUGGAUAACGUUCUAAGUGGGCCCAAAACACCUACCAGUUUUGAAAAGCUUUCCAUCCCAACCCCCAGAAUGGAUAGCUACAGAUUUUCUUUGGCCACAUUAGAAGAUAGUCAAGAUAUUGAACUGGAUGCCAUUUUGGGGGAGCUCUGUGCCUUAGAGAGCCAAUUUGAUCAAGAAGUCAUGCACAGAGGCCAUGCACGUAGUGUCAGUACUGUCAUUCAAAGCAACAUUACAGGCGAGAAUAUUCGAUAUUCAACUUCAGGAAUACCUUUAUCUCAUGAUUCUCAGUUAUCCUCAACACAUAGUGGUCACAAACGUUUUUUUACACAUAGGCGCUCAAGUUCCGGGGGCAACAAAUCAAAAUAUGAUGUAAACACUGAUUUGGACUGUGAUGACCAAGUGAAAACACACAAAAUGGAAUUAGGUGUACGAACAGAUAGUCCAGACAAUGACUCUGCAUUUUCUGAUUCUGUGUCCAUGCUAUCAUCUGAAUCAUCAACUUCAUCUGGUGGAAGAACAGACACAGGAAUUUCUAGUCAAGGCUCUUCAAAGACCAACAGUAUUGCUUUGGUACCUUCUCCUACUCAACUUUUGGAUAAUAUAUCUAAAAGGCUACAGGCUUUAAAAGUUGAAGUAGAAAAAGAGAAUUCACCACCAGCAGAGCAAGCUGCCCGUAUUAAAGCAGAAAAGAUCAGAAUAGCUUUGGAGAAAAUAAAGGAAGCAAGCAUUAAAAAGAUCUUUAUCAAAGCUUUCAGCGCUGACAACAGUGCUAAGAGCUUGUUAGUUGAUGAAAGAAUGACUGUUGGACAAGUUUGUCGUCUGCUGGCAGAUAAGAAUCAUGUUCCUAUGGAUCCAAGGUGGACGCUUUUGGAACAUUUACCUGAGUUGUUUAUGGAAAGAAUAUAUGAAGAUCAUGAAUAUGUUGUUGAAAAUCUAUUAUUAUGGGCUAGGGAUUCGCCAAAUAAAUUACAAUUUUUAGAGAAGGAUGAGAAAUACAAUUUAUUUAUUAAUCCUGAGGAAUAUUUACUGUUGGGUAGUUCUUCAGAAAAAGGUUCAGAACUUGAUGAUGAUGCAAAAAGUUCUUUAUUAGAGGAAUUCUUUUCCUCAUCAAGUGUUCCUGAAGUCGAAAGUGCAUUAUAUUUAAAAAGUGAUGGCAAGAAAGCAUGGAAAAAGCAUUUUUUUGUUCUGAGAGCUUCUGGUAUUUAUUAUUGUCCAAAAGGAAAAUCAAAGCUGUCGAAGGAUUUAAUAUGUUUAACAACAUUUGAAAUGAACAAUGUUUAUACUGGAUUUGGUUGGAAAAAAAAGUACAAAGCUCCUACUGACUUUGGGUUUGCAAUUAAGCACCCUCAGAUUCAAACAAAAUCAUCAAAAUACAUAAAAUAUCUUUGUGCUGAAGAUGAGCAGAUUUUACACCAGUGGGUUAUGGGUAUUCGCAUUGCAAAGUUUGGCCCUCUAUUAAAAGAAAAUUAUGACAAUCUUAUGCGAGAUAUUGUAGAAGAAGAUCUUGAAACACUUGCUCAUGCACGAAGUUUUUCUGUAUCAUCAAUGGCGAAAACUUUAGCAGUGAGUUCAGACAGUUCAGGCAGCUCUGGCAGUCCAGAUAGACAGGAUAUUUCACUAGAAGAUGUUGUAUUUUCUGGACCUCAGGCUGCUGCUCUGACUCCAGAGCAGUCUGACGCAGAAGUUUUAAGUAACCGCAGUUCUGAUUCUACACCGACUCCAACACCAAUGGAAUGGACAAAUCCUCGAGGUGCUAUGAUUCGUCAUGAUUCAGUCAAAUCAAGUACCAGCAGCAGUAGUGGUUGUUUAUCUGAGCGUUCAAGUGUGAGCACUCCAACAGCUGAGCAAGUACCAUUUGAACCUACAGAAUUUCCUACAGGUACAUUAAAAAGAAAACCUAGUAUAACCCCCAAGAUCCCGUUAACUAACACCACACGCAACAUUGCAAAACAGUCUGAGGAUAAUAUCCAUCUCUCUCUAGCACGAGAUAGACUAAGCCACAGCAAUAGUAUUGGAAAUAGCGCUACUCUUUCUAAGUCGGUCAGCCGUAGAUUUAGCUUGAGACGUUCGCAAACAGAUGAUCAAAUAAUGGUCAAUGGUAUGAUGAAAAGUGUGUAUAGGAAGUCAUCAGAACUUGCAGCUGUAAAUUCUAAACCAGAAGAACCUGAAAAAACUCUUUGUGACUUUCCUCUUCCACCACCACCAUUAGCUACUAGUAGUUCAAUUGAAAGCCUUGAUAUAGCUCUCUUACCUCCACCACCACCUGAAGCUUUCAGAGGAAGCACAACAAGCCUUGAUUCUUUACCACCUCCACCACCACCUUUGGAUUUGUCUGAAGAAUGUAGUUGGCCUAGCACAUCAAGCUUGAAUUCCUUACCUCCACCACCAUCACCUCAAACAACUCCCACAAGAGAAAGGCCUAAGCUUAAAAGCUCUGAUUCACCAAAUAAAGAUAAAUCUGUGCCAUUUGUACCCCGAAAACCAUGGGGCAAUGAUCGCCGAUUAUCUGAAGCUGAUAUCCAGCAGCCUCCUCUUCCAUUUCUGGCAGAAUUAAAAUUAGGUGUUGGUAGCUUAUCUCGAUGUUCUAGUAAACAACCACAGCGAACUGUGGUUGACUGUGAUACAUGGAAAAAUAACUCUCCUACUAAUGGACCUCCAGCUUGUCCAAAACCUGAUGGAAGAGCUAUUCCUGUUGCACCAACAACAUUAGAUAUCGUACCAAAUUUACCAAGCAGUUACAUGCCAUCACCACCCCCUCCACCUCCACCACCACCUCCUCCAACAUCCACAAUUCCAUCUAGAAGUGUGAAGUUUGUGGACCGGCCAUCUCCUCCAGCCAGAAAUGAAGAAACCAAAUUGUCUCAGAAUGCAUCUGGUUUACUUCGCAGAACGCAAGCUCCAGCUACUCUUCCUGGUUACAAAGCAUCUCCAAUUCCAUGCCCCCCCAAAUCAUUUUUAAGAGAUCUCCAGAAGGUGAUGGAGAAGAAAUGGAAAGUUGCUCAGCAGUUAUCAGUAGAUUUAACUGCAACACCAAAUGAAAUACUUGGUUUUCGGGACCCUUGCUAUCUUCCCCCUGUCUCUCAUAGUCAAACACUGGGACACCCUCCGCCACCACCACCUCCACCUUUACCACAUACUAUGAGGCCACGGUCCUCAUCUCAAAGCAAGCAACGCAAAUCUUUUGAAGACUCUGCAACUCCAAAAAAGAGGCCGCCACCUCCUCCACCAAAAAGGAGUGAAACUACUCAGUUAUCACGAAAAUAAGUGUUUAUAAAGAGCUCAGAAUUGGUGCUCUGCAAUUGUGUAACUUUUUUUUUUUUUUCUGUUCUUCCAAACUUAAUUUGAUUCAUACAUCAUAUUUGAAGAAGCACUAUGAUCUGAUGCCUUUGAUAGGUUUCAGAACAGGACAAGUUUUCAUAAACAACUUCAACCAUUUUUUUUUUCACUCAAAGGCAUUUUAUAAUACUGAUUUCUGUGAACCCACUUAACUGUGUAAACACUGAACUAUUAGGAGUUUUUUUAUUGAAGGAUCUCUUUUAUGUUGACCAAGCUCAUCAUUGCAAGUAUAUAGCAAAUGUGUUUUUCAUAUUUAUAAAUAUACUACCAUAAGCGCAUGCAACAUUGUUGUUCAGAAGUAGUUAUUCAGUGUUUAGGAUCCAUAUGGAUAAAAGCUUUUGUUGUUAGAUCAUAUGCUUGAAAGCCAGAGUCACUGGAAAGUCUUUUGGAAUGAAAAUGUUCAGUUGCAGGUAAUAUCUUUUUUUUUUUUAUCCCUUUUAGAAAACAGUUAUCUUAUGUUUACAGAGCAGGGGGGGAUGACAUGAGCCUCUGUGUGCAUUAAAUAAUUAAACAUGUAACAGGGAAUGCUCUUUUAGAAAAGUAAUGGAGUAUUUAUUAGCAAUUUUAAUUAGAUUAAUUUUUUAAUUUAUUUUUUAAUUCUCUAAUGCAAAGUAUUUUAUAAGUUUUAGGUUAAAAACAAAUAAGAUUUUUUUUUAGUUAUCUCUAAAAUUUGCUGUAUUUCAUUUAUAUAUUCUUCAUAUAUCUGUGUAAUUUCAAGAUGAUUUUAUAAUUAGUUUUUGCAAGCUAUAGAGAAUUCUCUCUUGUUACUGAGCAUUUGUAGUAAACAACAUUUUAUAUUGCAAAGUUUUUUUUUAUUUUCAACAAAUUGUAAGCCAGUUUAUGUUUUAAACUAUUAUUUUUUAUGUAAAUUUUUUUACACAGACAUUUACUAGCAGAUUUGAAUUAUUUCUGUUGGUUUUUAAUAUAAAAUUGUAUUUUCAUAUUUAAAAUUUUUUAUUUUGCUCAUAUUGAAAUUUGAAGAAAAUUAAAAUGUUUACAUCACAUUCUGAUAGAAAUGCAAUAUAGAUGUAGAUAGAUGCUUAUUAAUACAUUUAAUGAAAUAUUCUGGAACUGGUAAUUAUGUUUUGAGAUUUUAUUUCUUACAAAUGUUUGAUAACAUAAGAUUCACUAUCAAUUUUAAAUGCUGGGAAAAUAAUAUUUCUUCCUCCUUUUUCUUUCUUACUUUCUUUCUUUCUUUCUUUCUUUUUUUUUUUUUUUUUAGCAGUUGUAGUUUACAUUUCUUGAAAGUUAGUUCUUGAUGACAAAGAGAGAAACAGUUACAACUGUUGCAUCUUUAAUUUUUUAAGUAAAUCAAAAAAUUAUAUGCCAAUAUCUUGCAGUUAAUAGUAAUUAUCUGUGAUAUUCUAAAACUUGCAUUAGAAUUAAGCCAGCUGUUAAUACUGUGAAUGCAUUCUAAACCAAUGCAGACUUGUUUAAUUCUUUGAAAAUGUUCCUCUUUUGGAGGAAAUGAAAAUUUUAUUUGUCUGUUGAAUGUGAUAAAAAGUCUGUUGUCCAAAAUUUCUUGAACUCCUUGUAGUAAGUAUUUUAUAUUAUUGAGUGAAGCAGUUUAGUGGCAAUGUAAAUGCCAUUAAAUACUGCAAUGAGCUUUUUUUUAUUACAUUUUAAAAACCAGUUUGUGAAAUAUUAAAUAUGUGUAAGUAUCUGUUAUAAAAUGAUUAAACAUAUAAGCACAGAAUUUUACAUUAAACUGAAUAAUUAUGAGCGAAUAUAAAAAUGUAUUUAGUAAUCAAGAAUUUUAUUAUAACAUAUAAAUAAAUGUAUUCUAAAGCUUGCUAAUUAUUGUAUUUUUAUGUGAUGUUUAUUCAGAUAUGAUUUAACUGUGUUAUGCUACUCUGGAAAAGGAUUUUGUAAGUGAGAAUUUCAAGAGAUUGUAAAAUUUUAGCUUAAAAAUAUUUCUGCCUUUUCACAGUUAAAACCUAUUUAAAAUUUUUAAUGGAUAUAGUAAUUUAUAUCAGAAAUACAUUAUGCUUAAGUUUUGUUUUUCAUAUCUCUCAACAUUUUGGAUUUAAAAUUUGCUUUUGAAAAAUAUUAUCACAUAUUUGGAACAGUUCAUUGCUUUUCCAAAAAUGUAGCUUAUUUUACUAUAUAUGUAAUGUUUAUGGGUGCAUUUAUCACGUUUCUUCUUGAAUUUCACUGUAAAAUAUAACAAAACUAAAAGAAUUAUAUUUUUAAUAAAUUACAGAAAUUGUGGUAAAAUAAUAUUUAAUAAAAUAAUUUAUAUUCCUUAUUAACUACAUAACAGUUAAAGAUACAUUGAUAAAGUUUAUUGGAAGAUUGAUUUUAAAAUGUAUGCUUGCUGUGCAAUAAAAUAUUACAAAUGUGUAUUUAUAUUGGCUGUUUCUUAAAUUAGAGAUAUAUGUUAUUUGUAUUUAGAAUCAGAGGAUCUAUAGUAGUUAUUAAAUCAUCGAAAAUAAGCUUAUUUUCGUUGCAUAAGCUUGAAAUUGCUCGUUUCAUAAGCUUGAGAUUAAAUUAUGUUUUAAAACCAAAGAAUGCAUCCUUUCAAAAGCUAUCAUGUUUUUAUUUAUUUUUCAUUUCAUCUUGCAUUAUUAAAUGUUUUAAAUAAUUCCUUUAAUGUACGUAAUGUGCGAUAUGGAAAACCUAAGUGUAUUUAAGUCUGUGCACUUUGUAUUUAUAUAUUUUUAGGUUUUCAUUUUAAAUGUUUUUUUUAACUGAUUUAUAAAGUACUGUUGUAAAAUAAUAAUGUUAUACAUUUGAAGUAAUUAAAAUGCAUUGGAGAUAUAUAUAAUGUAUUUAAAAUGUGAAUUGUCCUGCCAGUAGUUUUUUUCCCUUUUUUUAUUUUAAGAAAUGCUGUUUGAAGGUGUUUACUUAUAUUAAAAUUAGUGUAUUGAUUUUGUACAUCAAUGCCAGCCAUUUAUUCAGUGUCAAUUUUAAAGGUACUGUGUAAAACUAAGGUGCCUUUGAACCUGCUGUUUUGUACUUUGAGAGUAUUUCUUUGUUUUUAAAGAAUAUGCAAUGCUAAAUAAUUUUCCAACGUAUCCAAUGAAAUAUAUUCUUACUGCUGUGGCUACUAAUAUUAAAUUUUGUUGUAUUGUUUACGAGGCAUGAUAAAAAUAAAAGAUUUUGAAUGAGUUGAAAAUAGCCCUAGUUAAAAAGGAAGUUACAUUUGAAUACAAAACUUAAAUUAUGUAUUUUUAUAAUUUAACUGUAAGAAACAAAUGUAUUCCAUAAUUAAAUUUUAUUAAUAAAUCUAAUUUCUUUAACAUCUUUUUGUUUGCAGUUCCCAGCAACUCAGUUAAUUUUAACUACAUUUUUACAAUUUUGAUUUUUUUAGUAGAUGAUAAUUUUAAGCAUGAUAGCAAAUAAUUUCUGCAUUAGAAUAUAUUGAAUUUGGUAUUUACUUUUUUGUAUAAGUUAAAAAUUAAUUUUGAACUCUUAAUUGAUCUUUAGAGCUUAAUAAACUGAGCACUCCAUUUUUUCAGUGCUCAUUUGUUUCCGUAGUCUCUGACAAGCUCUGAUCUGUUUCAUUUGUAAUUUUUUGAUAUCUUAAAAUGUAUAAUUAAAUGGGCAAUUUAUAUAUGCUUUACUUAUCAUAUUGACGUUUUUCAAUUUAUAAAGAAAUACUUUCAAUGCUUUUUUGUAAAACUGUUUUUCUUCCCCUUUUAUACUCAUAAAUUUUCUUUUGUGAGUUCAGUUUGCAGCAUUUCAAAUAAACACUGCCAGAUAUUAUUAAGGUAAAUAAAUACCUGUUAUUGAAGUUUAUAGGCAUAUAUAUUAUUCCUGUGCUUUAGAACAGAGAAAGUGCUUUGAGAAUUAAAAAAAAGGUCCUAAUGCAAAGAAGUAACACUAAUACAAUAGUUACUUUGUAAAUAAGUCUCAUAUACUUAGUGAUUUUGGAAUAUAUGUAAACAUCUUUGAAGAUGGUAUUGAAAUGGUUAAAUUCUGAUGAAUUGUUUGUAUGAUGAAGAUAUUGUGCUAAAGAGACAGCCUGUUGUAUGUUGAUGACUGUCAAAUAAAAUCUACAAGUUUGUCUAUA